GCGGCAAAAUGGAGCUUGACGGUCAUGAGGAGGCCUCUUUCCGUGCCCUGUUUGUGAGGCAAGAGGGCUCAGAGAGGGCGGUGACGAUGCCUUAGCCAUGAUAGAGGACCAAAGAGGACGCCGGGACGAGAUAUCGAGCUCCUUCUCUACUUUGGAGUCCGUCUCAUACCCUCUCGACUGCAUCGCAACAGUUGAAUACUUCUUCUUCACCAUCUUUACUUGGACCCUCCAUCUCUUCUCAACACGCUACCCACCUAGCUUGCUACCACAAUGUCUAAUUCUUGGUACUGCUGCCAGUGCGGCGAUGGCGCAAACACGUCUAUGAUGUCUUCAUGCCCCAUUUAUGGAUGCGGUCAUAGGAGGUGCAGUUGCUGCAAGUACUCUUACAACAACAACAAUAAUCACAACAACUACGCACAAUCCUCCAACCAACAACACGCCGCACCUCUUCCAAAGGGAUCCUCCUUUUCGAACGCAAGCAGUUCAUACUACACGCAGCGCCCUGAGCGUCCUGAACGUCCCAAGAUUUUGCGAUGGAUUUGCUGUAGGUGUGGCGGAGACAACAGCUACAAGACUGAUCAGGGAUGUGCUACUUGCUGCAACCACUGGCGCGAUGACAAUUGCACGCUGUAUGAUGCCAAUGCUCGAUAAGUUGAGCUGAGGGGAUCUUUGGGAAAGCCUUCAUGAGGAGUGGUUUUGUUUUCAGCGAUGCUAGUGAUGGAAUGGAUGCAUGGGAUGUGUUUUGAACGGGCAAGGAUCGGCGUUGAGAAGUUGUUUUCUGGGUAGUAGUCUUUUUCUUUCUUUGGAUUUCUUUUUGGGUUGGUUGGAAAGACGUCUUGUUGUAAGAUAGUGUACGCACUAUUUUCUUAUUUUACUCUUUUAUUCAAUGAUUGUUCAUUGUUGCUAGGUCAUUGCUUUCAUGUGUUUCUUCCCAGUACUUUGUUGUGAUCAUGG
Molecule: messenger RNA, 954 nt
Organism: Bipolaris maydis ATCC 48331
Lineage: Eukaryota; Fungi; Ascomycota; Dothideomycetes; Pleosporales; Pleosporaceae
Source: RefSeq, a predicted model, not a curated record